Penicillium canescens is the source of this 1995-nucleotide messenger RNA. Its product is annotated as terpene cyclase/mutase family protein. Gene Ontology annotation, biological process: triterpenoid biosynthetic process. Gene Ontology annotation, molecular function: intramolecular transferase activity. Gene Ontology annotation, cellular component: lipid droplet. NCBI's taxonomy places the organism in Eukaryota, Fungi, Ascomycota, Eurotiomycetes, Eurotiales, Aspergillaceae. The transcript has a single exon. The record is from RefSeq and is a predicted model, not a curated record. Bases 1 to 1995 code for a protein of 664 amino acids.
AUGGACGUCAAACCCAGCAAAGCGAGCCUUGCUUCUCAAGUGGAGCAAGCUCUGAAGCUUGCAAAUGAGUACGCUCUCGGUUCCGUGCAUCCUGACGGCCAUUGGUACGGUGAAUUAAGAAGCAAUGUCACUGUGACAGCUGAAUAUGUCUUCCUCCGACAGGCGCUUGGUCUGCAUUUGAAAGCUGAUCACGCCGCCUAUUGCCGCCAUAUACUGUCUCAGCAGAACAGUGAUGGUUCCUGGAGCCUAUCUCCCGGAGUACCUGGAGAUGUAUCAACUUCAACAGAGGCCUAUCUUGCACUGAAGAUUCUGGGACUGAGCAUAGAAUCAUCAGCAAUGCAAAAGGCGCGAGAAUUUGUUCUCCGCGCAGGUGGUGUUGCGAAAGUGCGCGUCUUCACUCGCAUUUUCCUAGCGACCUUUGGCUUAUUCCCAUGGGAUGCGGUGCCUAUCAUACCUGUGGAGCUGAUUCUUUUACCUUCUGUCCUUCCAAUCAACAUCUACAAAUUUGCAUCUUGGGCCCGCGGUACCAUUGCUCCUUUGCUCAUUAUAUGCCACCACCAACCAAUCUAUCCUCUCCCCAACAGGAAAUCCGCCUGUAACGAUUACCUGGAUGAGCUGUGGCAAGAUUGUACGAACAAGAAUGUACCUUACAGCGAAUCUCUCUGGGCAAUGCUGUCUCAAGGAAACAUCACGGGCCUUGCAUUUGGAAUUGUGGACAAAAUCCUUUACCAACUAAAUGGACUUCGCAGAGUGCCUCUGAUACGAUCAUACGCCCGGAAACAAUGCACACAAUGGAUUCUCGAGCGCCAAGAGAAGACUGGCGAUUGGGCUGGAAUCUUCCCUCCUAUGCACGCCAGUAUAUAUGCAUUCAUGCUAGAAGGCUACACACUGGAUGAUGACCCGGUUUGUCUUGGCAUAGAAGCACUGGAGAGAUUUGCAUGGGAAGACGAGCAUGGCAAGAGAAUCCAGCCUUGUGUCUCGCCCGUUUGGGAUACAGCCCUGAUGACGAUUGGGCUCUGUGAUGCCAUGCUACCUAACCGACAGACCCUAAGCCAAGCGAUUACCUGGAUUCGCAGCCGCCAAUUACUUCGGAGCCGGGGAGAUUGGCAAAUAUACCGACCACACCUAGCACCGGGAGGCUUCAGUUUCGAGUACGAAAACAGCUGGUACCCAGACGUCGAUGACACGGCUGCAAUCAUCCUUGCUCAGUUAAAAUACGAUGCUGCUUCCCUUACUUCGAGUUCUGUACUCGCAGCAGCCACAUGGAUCUGCGGAAUGCAGAACCCAGAUGGAGGUUGGGCAGCCUUCGAUGUGGAGAACGAUAAAUUGUUCCUCAACAAAAUACCAUUCAGCGACAUGGACAGUCUGUGCGAUACGUCCUGUGCCGAUAUCACGGGACGCAUACUGGAAGCCUUUGGAUUGAUGAUGAAACGGGCCACCGUGAAAGCCGAUAUAAGUGAUAUUAUGCCUGCACUGCGUGUAGCAUGUGCCCGUGGUGUGCAUUACCUCGCAUCUACACAAGAGGCCAGCGGGGCCUGGUACGGAAGAUGGGGAUGCAACUACGUAUACGGCACGAGCCAUGCGAUAUGUGGUCUUGCAUACUUCGCUGGUGAUCACCAGGUCCGUGGAAUGGUGAAGCCAGCUCUGCAGUGGUUGAAGUCCGAGCAGAAUGAGGACGGUGGUUGGGGCGAGUCUUUGCUUUCGUACCGAUCUCCUGACCAGCGAAAGCAGGGAUCAACAGCAUCACAAACUGCAUGGGCUUUGAUGGGGUUGCUGGCUCAUCUUCCCAUUGACGAUGCCAACAUUGAACGCGGAAUCCAGUACCUGGUGUCAUCGCAGAAGCCGGAGAAAGGGAUUGGGUCUUCUUGGCCUGAAGCUUUGUACACUGGGACUGGGUUCCCGAACCACUUCUACCUGGGAUAUGAUUACUAUAGGCACUAUUUUCCCAUGAUGGCCCUAGGGCGGUAUUUACAAGGGGCUCGGGCACGAAGCUGA